Verticillium nonalfalfae is the source of this 1803-nucleotide messenger RNA. RefSeq lists its product as uncharacterized. The transcript has a single exon. Lineage: Eukaryota; Fungi; Ascomycota; Sordariomycetes; Glomerellales; Plectosphaerellaceae. Gene Ontology annotation, cellular component: mitochondrial matrix. The coding region runs from base 1 to 1803 and encodes 600 amino acids. The record is from RefSeq and is a predicted model, not a curated record. Gene Ontology annotation, molecular function: isocitrate lyase activity; methylisocitrate lyase activity.
AUGAUGCGCCGCAUCGCAACAAAAGCCCCCCGCCGGGUCCCUCUUCUCAAGCCUAGGACGACGCCGAUUUCUGCUCCCUCGCUUGCCGCGCGCUGUCUAUCGACAACCCCCAAGAUGGCCAAGACGCCGGCCAACCCUUUCUCCGAUGUUCCGGCAGAUGCCUUCCAGCUCCUGUCUGAGGCCAACAAGGCUGGCGAAGCCGAGGAUGCUUUGUACGAAUCCCAAAUCAAGGAGGUCGAGGCAUGGUGGCGAUCUCCUCGCUACGAGGGCAUCAAGCGCCCUUACAGCGCAGCUGAUGUUGUCUCCAAGCGCGGGACCCAGCAGCAGACCUACACCAGCUCUCUGAUGGCCCGUAAACUCUUCAACCUCAUCAAGGAGCGCGGAGCGGAGGGCAAGCCCCUGCAUACCAUGGGCGCCAUCGACCCCGUCCAGAUGACCCAGCAGGCUCCUCACCAGGAGGUCCUCUACAUCUCAGGCUGGGCUUGCUCCUCCCUCUUGACGUCGACCAACGAGGUGUCGCCCGACUUUGGCGAUUACCCCUACAACACGGUGCCGAACCAGGUCCAGCGCCUGGCCAAAGCCCAGUCGAUGCACGACCGCAAGCAGUGGGACGCCCGUCGCAAGCUGACGCCUGAGCAGCGUGCCAAGGCGCCCUACACCGACUACCUCCGACCCAUCAUCGCCGACGGUGACACAGGCCACGGCGGUCUGUCGGCCGUCCUCAAGCUGGCCAAGCUGUUCGCCGAGAACGGCGCGGCGGCUGUGCACUUUGAGGAUCAGCUCCACGGCGGCAAGAAGUGUGGCCACCUCGCAGGCAAGGUUCUCGUGCCGGUGGGCGAGCACAUCAACCGCCUCAAUGCAGCGCGGUUCCAGUGGGAUGUCAUGGGCACCGAAAACCUCGUCAUUGCUCGCACAGACUCGGAGAGCGGCAAGCUCAUCAGCAGCGCCAUUGACGUGCGCGACCACGAGUUCAUCCUCGGCGUGGCCGACCCUUCGAUCGAGCCCCUCGCGGAGACGCUCCAGGCCAUGGAGGCCCGCGGCGCCGUUGGCAGCGAGAUUGACGCGUUCGAGGCCAACUGGGUCAAGUCCACCAAGCUCGUCAGCUUUGACGAGGCCGCCGUCGCCCACAUGAAGUCCGAGGGCGUCGCCCAGGAGCACAUUGACUCGUACCUCGAGACGGUCCGCGCCAACCGCGACCUCGGCAUCGCGCACCGCCGCAAGCUGGCGUCGCAGCACACGUCCAGCCCAGUCUACUUCUCCUGGGACGUGCCCCGCACGCGCGAGGGCUACUACCACUACCGCGCCGGCAUGGAUGCCGCGACGAAGCGCGCCCUUGCCUUUGGCCCCUACGCCGACCUCCUCUGGGUCGAGACGGGCGACCCCAACGUCGAGGUCGCGACGACGCUCGCGCGCGCUGUCCGCGCCCAGAUGCCCGGCAAGGGCCUCGUCUACAACCUGUCGCCCUCGUUCAAUUGGAUGGCGCACGGCUUCACCGACGCGACGCUCAAGAGUUUCAUCUGGGACAUUGCGCGCGAGGGCUUCGUCCUGCAGCUCAUCUCCCUGGCGGGCCUGCACUCCAACGCCACCAUCACCAACGAGCUCGCGCGCGACUUCAAGUCGGACGGCAUGCUCGCCUACGUCAACCUCGUCCAGAGGCGCGAGAAGGAGGGCGGCUGCGACGUCCUGACGCACCAGAAGUGGAGCGGCGCCAGCUACAUUGACGGCAUUCUCGGCGCCAUCCAGAGCGGCAGCUCGAGCAGCAAGAGCAUGGGCGAGGGCAACACGGAGGGUCAGUUCAACUGA